Messenger RNA from Dentiscutata erythropus, 199 nucleotides. Lineage: Eukaryota; Fungi; Glomeromycota; Glomeromycetes; Diversisporales; Gigasporaceae. The record is from the annotation of a GenBank genome assembly.
AAAUUCAUGGUUCCGAUUUUGCAAUUGCAGUUAUUAAAGUUAUAUUAAAAAUCCAAAUUCUGAAUAAUCUUACAGAAAUACAAAAAAAAUAUAUAGACAAAUUAGCAGAUGAUUUGAAAACAAAAAAACAAGAAUUCUUUGGUUUAUUUCAGGCAUUAGAAGAUAAUGAUUUUCAAGAACAGUUUUUGGCCUUUUCUCA